CGCCAGUUUGUCGGGCCGAAGAGGCCUCCUAGUGCACGCUGGCGCGCGCCCCGCGUCUCGAGACAUUAUCUGCAAGCUGUAGCGGUGUGCGUGUGCGCGCGAGGUGUGGUUAGUGUGACACAAGGAUUACUCGGGUGCCGAGCUUUCUCUCGAGAGCUCGAGAGCUUGCGUUGCCGGGUCGAGGAGUGCGCUCGUCCCUCGGGGAGGAGCAGUCGUAGCAGGAGACAGUCCUCCUGGCUGCGAGAAGGAACAGGGGGGGGGGGGGCAGAGAGCUUACUCUCUGCGGCAGCUCUAAUACCAGUGCAGUUCCGUAUCACGUGCUUGUUCCGACGGUCGCGUCGUGAUAGUGAAUAUACAUAGUGUGUGCGCGGGCCAACGAGUGUCUCGCUCGCGAGGCUUUUCUGUUUACGUCGCGCGCUGACCCAGAGAGUUCAUUGAUCGCUUCGACCAAGGAAGAGAUAAAGAGAGAGAGGAGGAGGUGAGGCGGGCGAAGGAAGCAGUCGAGGACACGACUGCGAUCGAGUGCCGGCGCUGGGAGGUCGGUCACCCUGUCGAUCGGGAUAAUGAGACCGGUCUCGUUUGGCCAAUCAGUCGUCGCAAGAAACUCGGGCACCGAUCGAGCACUGCGUAGCACAUAGUGCGGAGUCGAGCCGACUAGUGAGAGUCGGCGGCGGAUGUCCUCGGUGCGCAAAAAGGCUGCCCCCGCGCUGAUUACCAUCUGGCUGGAGACAAGAAAUGGGCCGACUCGUCAGCGGCUAACGAGGCCAGCACCCCCGCCCCGAGGACUGCGUGCCCGUGCGCGUAUGUGAUGUGGUCGGCAGCGAAAAGGCAGCUGGAGGUCGCCGGCAACCGGCAGCAUCAGCAGCAGCAGGGGCAGCGCCUGCACUGACCUUCGCGCUGACUCUUUCUCUCUCUCGCGCGCUCCUGGAAGACACGAGGAUGGGCUGCUGGUGGUACUUCUGGCUGGUCUGGCUGCUGCUGGCCGAGCACGGGCUGGCCGAGCUGAGCUCGCGGAUCGUGCGCACUCAGUACGGCGAGUUGUCGGGUGUGAUAGUGUCGCUGGGCAGGAAUCUCGAAAACGUCGAGGUCUUCCGUGGUGUGCCUUACGCGUCACCGCCCAUAGGCACGCUCAGGUUCAUGCCGCCGGUCAGCUCGGCCAGAUGGCACGGGGUCAGGGUGGCCGACAAGUUCGGCCCGGUCUGCCCGCAAAAGCUGCCCAGCCUCACAGAGAAGAUGCCCAAGGGCAGGCUGGACUACCUCAGGCGGCUGAUGCCGUACCUCAAGAACCAGAGCGAGGACUGCCUCUACCUGAACAUCUACGCCCCCGUCCAAGCUGGCGCGAGGAGUAGCGGCGGCAAGAGCUACCCGGUGGUCGUCUUCCUACACGGCGAGAGCUACGAAUGGAACAGCGGCAACCCCUACGACGGCUCGGUCCUGGCGAGCUACGGCGGGCUCGUCGUCGUCACCGUCAACUACAGACUCGGCAUUCUGGGCUUUCUGAACGUCAACACGGACUCGCACUUACGCUCGCCGGCGAAUUACGGACUGAUGGACCAGAUCGCGGCGCUGCACUGGGUCCAGGAGAACAUCGCCUAUUUCGGCGGCGAUCCGAAGAACGUGACGCUGGUCGGACACGGGACCGGCGCCGCUUGCGUCAACUUCCUCAUGACCAGUCGGGCAGUGCCGGACGGUCUGCUGUUCCACCGAGGCGUCCUGAUGUCGGGUAGCGCGCUCUCGCCCUGGGCCCUGAUAAGGGGCGCCGCCAAUUACGCGACUCAGGUCGCCAAGAAUCUCAAUUGUUCGUCGACGGGAGACUCGCAGGCGCUGCUCAAGUGCCUGAGGGACGUGCCGCUGGCCCCGCUGUUGGCGGUGCCGGUGCAGGGCUUGGAGUUCGCGCCGGCUUUCGGUCCCAGCAUCGACGGCGUGGUCAUCGACCCCGGCGAACCCGAGGACCAGGACUACACUCUUCAGGUGGACACCAUCAACACGCUCAACAACAUUUUGCUGAGGAAGGACGUCGUCGCCAAACUGUCGAGGUACGACCUGAUGGUGGGCGUCGUACGAUCCGAGUCGUACUUCUCGCUGACGGCCGAGGACGCGCAGUACGGCAUCGAAGCCGACCGCAGGAUGAAGAUACUGCGCGAAUUUGUCCGCAACACCUACACCUACCACCAGCCGGAGAUACUCGCGACGAUAAUCAACGAGUACACCGACUGGGAGAAGCCUGUGCAGCAUCCGGUCAACAUAAGAGACGAGACGCUGGAAGCGCUGGGCGACGCGAACACCGUCGCACCGGCCACCCGUACGGCUGACCUGCACAGCCAGUCCCACCGGAACUCCUACCUCUACGUCUUCGACUACCAGACGAAAUUCGGCGACUAUCCCCAGCGACAGGGAUGCAUCCACGGAGAGGAACUGCCCUACUUCUUCGGCGCCCCAUUGGUUUCGGGUCUCGCGCACUGGCCCCGAAACUACACGAGGACGGAGAUCGGACUGUCCGAGAGCGUCAUACUGUACCUGGCCAACUUUGCCAGGACUGGAAAUCCGAACGAGGGCACACCAGAGCCAGGCGCGCCGUCCGCCAGGCCCGAGCGCACGAAGCUCAAGAACCUCGAGUGGACCGCCUACGAGGCCGUGCAUAAGAAGUACCUCAGCAUAGACAUCAAGUCGAAGCUGAAAAACCACUACAGAGCUCACAGACUGUCCUUCUGGCUGAACUUGGUUCCCGACCUGCACAAGCCCGGAUCCGACGACGUUCCUAGGUCACAUCAUCUGCUGGAUUCCGAGCAGGUACCGCCACGCUUCAUACAGAGGCUACCGGCAACAACGACGCGGCCGACCACCCUCGAAUCGACGAGCGAACGGCCACCCAACGUCACGUCGGCCCAGCCCAGCGAGCUGGCCUUCGAGGAGUCGACGACUCCGCCCGAGGACGGCUUUGCCGCCUACUCCACUGCCCUCAGCGUGACGAUAGCUAUCGGCUGCAGUCUGCUCAUUCUCAACGUCCUCAUAUUCGCCGGCGUCUACUACCAGCGCGACAAGAACAAUCAGCAUCACUACCCCAAGAAGCGCCAGGAGAACGGACAGAUGCCCAACAACAUCUGCGGGGAACUGGAGGGCAAGUCGACGGAGCGACGACACAUCCAGCACAUGACGCCGCCGGUGUUCGCCGAGCCGCAGAACAACUCCUGUCACGUGCCGAUGCCCCCGCCGCCCCCGAAAAACUCCAAGCCCGGCAAGCAGCACCAGCAGAGUCAGCAGCAGCAGCAGCAACAGCAGCACCAGCAGAGCAACCAGAACCUCAUAAUCAGUCCGAAUCACCUGCAGCAGGUCGAGAGCAUGGCGAUGGCCGGCUCGAGCACGCUCAAGAAGUCCAUGCACAACAGCAGUGCGGCGGCCUCGCACCAGGUCAUGGAAGAGCUGAGGGUCUGAAACGACGAGUUGCAAGAGCCCGCGUUCUCUUGCGAAUUCAUCUAAAGUGCGUCGUCAUUUCCUUCCUACAUCUCUGCGGCGACACACGAUGAACCGGCGCGGCGACUCUCCGCUGCACUUGCGAACGUACGAGUGCGCGAGGGGGACGCUGUUCGCCGACUCGUGUACAGACUGCUUGUAAAUACGAAUUUUUCACCUCCAUCAUCACAGACACGGCUCGCUCAUCGUCCUUUUACUCGGUUGUGUAUAUCGGAUAGCGCCGACGAGGAGGAACGUUAUUGCGGCUCCAGAGCGAGUUCUGUAAAUGAUUGGAAGAUAUAGCCAUGUGCAUGCACUACAAUGGUUCGCGCCGUCCUCCGACUCUCGCGUGUACUUCUUGUUAUGUGUGCGCGGCGGCUCUCUGUACAGACAAUGCGAUGCAGCGUUUCAUUCCUUAUUGACUAUGGUACCAUACAUGCAAGCAUAUUGUAAACUUUACGAAAGUGCUGCCGGUCUCGCGAAAAGAGAGCCACCUGCAUCGCGCACACCUUCAUCGUUAUGCACGAGCUGAACUGUAUGAUAAAACGAGCGAAUAAGCGUCGAGAGGCCGCCGCGCCGCUUGAUUAAUCGACAACUUCUGGAGCUCUAAAACACUACUGUAUAUCGGAUCUCAUUGUAAUUUUCAUGUAAAAUAUAGAACUGUGCGCGCGUGAAUGUGUAUUUCUCGAUGCGUAGAUCCGAGCGAGAGAGAGAGAGAGAGAGAGAGAGAGAGAGAGAGAGAGAGAGGAAGAGAGAGAGAGAGAGAGAGAGAGUGCAACAACGAUUUUCCUUACGACUCGCCAUUUCGGAUUCACGCGGGAGUGGAUUGGACACCUGUGAUAAUUGUUUUAUCUGUAUCCCCCUUCAGACUGUAGUAGUGUACGACAAGACCUUCAUCAAUUGAGUUCGAUAAGGAAGUAAAAAAACAUAUACCCUAUCUCGCGAUCCACCUCCUGAAAAUUCCAAGACGACGAAGCAGAAAGAGUCUGCGGUCGCGAUUGAUCCGCCGUGACUGGAGACCGUAACAAACCGAGCAAUUAAUGCACACGCCGCGCACACAGACACUGCGGGGGCGAGCUGGCACAUAGGACCAGAGAGAAAAGUCAAUAUGCUGAGAGGGCGGAAGAACGUUUGUCCGGAAGUCCGAGUGUAAGCGGCUGCCGCCGCUGCUUCAUUUGUACAAAGUAUAUUCCGAGUGGCUUUGCUGUAUACGUAUACUGUGUAUGUAUAGUCCUGCGGGCUUCUAUUGUUUCGAGGAGAGAUACUCACUUGCCCGGAACUCCUAUAUUCUCGCUCUGCUGGCUCUACUACGAUCUCGGACUUGAGCAACUGUUAGACUUCAAUGAUUGUUGUUGCUUUUAUUUGUCUAUUCUUGCAGCCCGCGCGGGGACUGGAUUAUGUAUAGUGUGCGUUUAUUGCUUUUCAGCGGGAGGAGCGCCUUAUUCAAUUAUUGUUACAUAACUCUCUUCGAGAAUAUUUGUAUAUACAUAUGAACUUUUGAAACUUUUUAUUAUUUGGGGAUUAUUAUAUGAGUAUAUAACUGCGUGUAUAUAAUUAUGUAAUCGAGCGAUUCGAGAUCGACAGAGCCACUUGGAAUAUGUGCACGGUAUACAGGGGAAAGAGAUCCCAGAUUAUCGAGUAAGGAAAAUUGUAAGUUUCGCGUACUCUCUCCAUCGCAGUUUUAUCUAGAUGUAUUUCGAACGGGAAUAAUCACUGCGUAUAAUACUUAAUUUUUCUUUUGUGUCGUGUACAAAGUUACGAGGUUCCAUGGAAUACUUUGUUAUAUAUAUCGAGGUAAUAAAUAUAAAGUAUGCCGAUUGGUGUGAUUGCGAGCAAGAAAAUUGAAAUAAUAGUCCGUGUAUAAAAAGAGUUCGACCUACAGGCGCGGCUCAAGGGGAUGUAAGAUGCGUGUAAGACACCUGCCAUCGUUAUCACUGCCCUCUAACUUUGAUAAUAAGAACGCGUUCUCUUGUGUUCGACGACUCGAAAAAGAUAUCCACAGGAAGCUUACACGUCUCCUCAGCUGCAAGAAUAAGCGCAGCAUUGUGUAAAAUAAAGUUAUUCAAAUAGCGCCAGUUAUUGGUUUGUCGAGGAAGUUUUGUAAUACUCAACAGACAAUAUGUACGCUCGAAGGAAAAAGAUAGAGGGACGAAAAAAUAAUGCUGAUUCGGCUCGCGGGUUCGACGUCGAUGCUCGAUAGCCGAUGCUCUGAUACAAUAUUAAUAAGUGAGAAAUAUCAGCGGCGACGCAUAGAUAUCGAAUCGAUAAAACGUGCAACCGCGGCAUAUACCGCGUACAUUAUCCAUAUAAAUAGACUCAUCGAGCGCGCAUAGAGGGAUCGGCAACUUUUUUCCAGACGACUAAUGUACUCACUGUAAAGUAAAACUGAAAAAUACAAGUAUGAAUUUUAAACCAUAUUAGUGAUGACAAAUAGCGUAUAAGCACUGAUGCGGUGUGGGCGAAAGUUCGAAGAAAAAAAGAGUAUGAAGCAUAUAACUAUGUGCGACGAACGCGUAAUUUUAAAUUUGUAUAUAUAAUUGAUAUUAAAAAAUAAAGAUAUGUAAGCAAUUAUUAUAAACACGAGACUACUUAGAUGUCUGUAAAAAGAGUUGUUAUUCGAUUCGUUGUGUAUACUUAGAGAAUUUCUGGCUUUUCUUUUUCAAUCGGUUUCAUACAUCUACUUUGAUCACGCCGAUGAACAAUGUUUUUUUUUCAUCAUCAGUGUUUCAUUGAACAUUCAUACGAACUAGUCUAGAUAACAAAACGAUCGAGUCUUUCAUUGGUGUGAUCGAAUAAGAAAGUCAGUGAUUUUUUUAUGGGGAAGAAAACGAAAAAAAACGAUCGACUUUACUACUACACUCUUCAAGCUUUUGUGUUUGAUAAGAGAAGGAAUUGGAGAAAUAAAUAAACAACAAGUAAAA
Molecule: messenger RNA, 6371 nt
Organism: Nasonia vitripennis (jewel wasp)
Lineage: Eukaryota; Metazoa; Arthropoda; Insecta; Hymenoptera; Pteromalidae
Gene: NLG-3
Product: neuroligin 3
Exons: 12
Coding region: 940-3432 (830 amino acids)
Biological process (GO): presynaptic membrane assembly; synaptic vesicle endocytosis; neuron cell-cell adhesion
Cellular component (GO): synapse; postsynaptic membrane; cell surface
Molecular function (GO): neurexin family protein binding; signaling receptor activity
Source: RefSeq, a predicted model, not a curated record